GCGAGCCGAGGGGCGGAACAAGAGGAGGAAGCCGGGGCCGGGGCAGCUGCGCAGGAGGCGAGCACCGGGCGGCGGGGAGGGGGGAGUGAGGACCCGGCGGCCGCGAGGCGCGGGGACGGCGCUGGGCGGCGGGAGCAGUCUGGCUGCGGCGGCGGUCGCGCAAGGAGGCGGGCUCCGUUCGGCUCGGCGGGCGCCCGGGCGCGGCUAGCUCCGGAUCCCUACCUGCGCAGACACCGAGUCCACGGGUAAGCUGAGUGCACUCAACGAGAAGAGAAGCAAGGACCAGGUCACCAUGGCUUCAGUGUCUACUCAUGGAAACCAAGAUAAAGGCCACCAUUUGCCACCACCAAGCAAACAGAGUCUGUUAUUUUGUCCAAAAUCAAAACUGCACAUCCAGAGAGGAGAGAUUUCGAAGAUUAUCCGAGAAUGUCAAGAAGAAAGUUUCUGGAAGAGAGCUCUGCCUUUUUCUCUUGUGAGUAUGCUUGCCGCCCAAGGACUGGUCCACCAAGGUUAUUUAGCAUCUAACCCAAGAUUUGGAUCAAUGCCCAAGGUUGCGUUUGCAGGUAUCUUGGGAUUUGCCCUUGGAAAGGCGUCAUACAUACGGGUAUGCCAGAGUAAAUUCCAUUCUGUUGAAGAUCAGCUACGUGGGGCUGGUUUUGGUCCAGGGCAUAACAGGCACUGCCUGCUCACCUGUGAGGAAUGCAAAAUUAAGCAUGGAUUAAAUGAGAAGGGAAGUUCACAGCCUUCGGCUUCCUAAACUUGUACCUGUGGCUUUUGAUGUUUCUUAAACCUCUGAGUUUGGACACAUUUAAAAUUUGAAGUGUACUUUAAAAUAAUAUAUGUAUAGUGGCACAGAAA
Molecule: messenger RNA, 858 nt
Organism: Zalophus californianus (California sea lion)
Lineage: Eukaryota; Metazoa; Chordata; Mammalia; Carnivora; Otariidae
Gene: OCIAD2
Product: OCIA domain containing 2
Exons: 7
Coding region: 293-757 (154 amino acids)
Cellular component (GO): mitochondrial inner membrane
Source: RefSeq, a predicted model, not a curated record